Scaptodrosophila lebanonensis is the source of this 875-nucleotide messenger RNA. It is a transcript of the gene His2Av, whose product is annotated as histone H2A.v. Gene Ontology annotation, cellular component: nucleosome. Gene Ontology annotation, molecular function: protein heterodimerization activity; structural constituent of chromatin; DNA binding. NCBI's taxonomy places the organism in Eukaryota, Metazoa, Arthropoda, Insecta, Diptera, Drosophilidae. The record is from RefSeq and is a predicted model, not a curated record. Bases 158 to 583 code for a protein of 141 amino acids. The transcript is spliced from 4 exons.
AGACGCGUUCAAUACGUGAAGAAGAAAAUUCAUAAAAUUAGCACAGAUAUAAUUUCGAUUUACUUGUAACGCGCAUUCCACGCAUAUUUAACGUCUCAUUCGCGCUUUGUGCAUUUAAUAACCACGCAUUCUACAAAAGAAAAAUCGAUUUGAUAAAAUGGCUGGAGGCAAAGCAGGCAAAGAUUCUGGCAAGGCAAAAGCAAAGGCUGUAUCGCGUUCAGCUCGCGCGGGUCUUCAGUUCCCCGUUGGUCGUAUCCAUCGCCAUCUGAAGAGUCGUACCACAUCCCAUGGUCGUGUCGGUGCCACUGCAGCUGUGUACUCUGCAGCCAUUUUGGAAUACCUGACCGCCGAGGUUCUGGAAUUGGCAGGCAAUGCAUCGAAAGACUUGAAAGUCAAGCGUAUCACACCCCGUCAUUUGCAGCUCGCCAUUCGCGGUGACGAGGAACUGGACAGUCUAAUUAAGGCAACUAUUGCUGGCGGUGGCGUCAUUCCGCACAUACACAAGUCUCUCAUUGGCAAGAAAGAAGACACUGUGCAGGAUCCGCAGCGAAAGGGCAAUGCCAUUAUUUCGCAGGCUUAUUAAAUAAUUAAUUACCAACUAUUUUUGACAUUUUCGAAAACGUUGCAUUAUAACAAUUAGGCGUGAAGCAGAAUUCAUUGAUCUAAGCAUCCGCCCCGAUCCCCACUCUGCCCACAAACACACGCAUUCACCAUACAUUAAAAAACUAAACGUUACAAGGAAGCAUACAUAUAAACUUAAUUGUCAGUGAGAAAUCGUUUUACACUUAUGCAAAAGAGAAGAAAACAAAUCUUAAUUUAGAGCAAAAUAAAUUACACAAAUAAAUUUAAUAAAAAUAAAAACAAACAACUAUUUA